AUGGUAAACGACGAACCAAUGUAUAUUGAUCCUUCAAAACACCAAGUUCCAGUUGUUGAACCCAAGACAGAAGUUGAUUUUGCAUCAGAGAUUGAUGUGGAAAAGAUUUCCGAUACCGAAUAUCGUGGCAAAUUACCAUUGAGGAAACCCUAUGAAACACGUCAUGGCGCUUAUGGUGGAGCAUUGUGUUCACAGGCAAUAUUGGUGGCGAUGAGAUCGGUUCCUUCUCAUUUCAAACCACAUGCUAUACAUUCGUAUUUUACCAAGGGUGUACACGAAGAGUCGGUUAUAGAGUGGAAAGUACAAAAGAUAUCUGAUGGUAAAACAUUUGCCAACAGAAUUGUUCUUGGGUGUCAAGAGGGUCAAGUUGUAUUUACGGCAAACAUUUCAUUAACUACCAAGAAUGUAUCCAAACCAAGGGAUGACGGAUUGGUACCUUUCAGUUACCAAAACAAGCCACCACCAGAGUUGAUACAUUACGAUAUCAGUCAAUUAAAAGGUAUAGCCAACCCAAAUUUACACAUUACCCUUCGAGAACCUCCCAAAUCCAAAGUAGACGAUGUAUAUCCAUACUUGAUCAAGUUUGGAAUCCCUGAGUGUGAAACAGUUUUACCAGUACCGGAGGAAUACAAGUAUGCUUUAUUUACAUGGAUAACUGAUUGGAUGUUCUUGUCAAGGGCGUUUGCUGCUGGUGUGGGGAUGAGAGUUAAAGCUGAUUUCGAUGUUUCCUUGGACCAUACCAUAUACUUUCAUGACGAUGAUCUUGAUGCUACGAAAUGGGUCGGGAUCAGUAUGAGACCGACAAGAUCAGAACAUGGUAGAACUUUAAUGGCGUGUGAUUUGUUCAAUAACAAGGGUAAGCAUGUUGCUUCAGUAGUACAAGAACGAUUAUUCCUUGUUAAACCAACUGCAAAUUUAUAG
Molecule: messenger RNA, 921 nt
Organism: Lodderomyces parapsilosis
Lineage: Eukaryota; Fungi; Ascomycota; Pichiomycetes; Serinales; Debaryomycetaceae
Exons: 1
Coding region: 1-921 (306 amino acids)
Biological process (GO): fatty acid catabolic process; acyl-CoA metabolic process
Cellular component (GO): peroxisomal matrix
Molecular function (GO): fatty acyl-CoA hydrolase activity
Source: RefSeq, a predicted model, not a curated record